UUCCAACCCAUGAUGUUAUAUCCUGUUUUUGCUGCUGCAGGGAUGGUUGUGAAACAUUCAAGAAACAAAUGCGGUCAGAAAUUACAGACUCAGUGUGAAAUGUUCCCUUGCUUUUCUUAAAAGACCUUCCUUCUUAAUAAAAGGCCUAUUAUGUUGAUUUAUCACAUUUUGCCUUGAUAAUCACAUUGGUAUUUGUAUAUUGUGCAGCAUUUGUGUUGCAGUCAUGGGAACAAGGGUUUCAUGCAUGAUAUUAAACAGCAAAGAAGCCUUGUGUGCCAAGUUUUAGUAUGUUAUUUCCUGCUCAUUGGGGAAAAAAAAAAGAAGAAAAAAAUCUGUUCCUGAUUUUGGUUGUAUUCUGUAUGGACUGGGGGCAGUGUGAAAGAGUUCAAAAAUUGGAGUAUAACUAACUUUAUUACCCUCAUACAGAUAUUUUUCUGUCUGUUUUAGUGUGGAAUGGAAAUUAUAUGUGGUCUGAGGAGUAAAUAUGCUUGCUAAUAUUCUCAGGUGUUUACCUUAAAAAAUUCCUUCUUGUGAACCUUGUUUACAGUGUAAUACCCAGGGUCAAAAGUCAGUGCAGACUUAGACAAAUAUGCCUGUGACAAAGGUGGUUUCCUGUGCAGUAUGUGAGGAAUUCAUCAGCUUUAAAAUCUUACACUUUGUUCAGGAAAGUCUGAAAGUUAACUAAUCCCAGAAACUUGUAUUUAAGUGCACUUUGGUACUACCUCCUUGAGAUGUGUUUUCUCUCAGACCUCUUUUGGGGACAAGAAGACAGCUGAGUCACCCUAGAAUCAGUGAUUUUCUUUCCGAAGACCCUAAGACUAUUUCCCAGAAGAGUCCUUCUGUGAAAAUUUGGGGUGAUAGUGAACUAAAAUAGCCAGACACAGAAAACUCCCCCCUCACCAGUCAUUUUCUGUCAGCGUGCUGGGGGGUUUUCUGGUUCUUUGAAUACAGGAGGAAAAAAGUUUUUUGUUGUUGUUCCGUGUGCAGGCCUGCCCCUUUCACUCACUGAUGUGACCUUGCAGUAUCCUUUUAUCUGUCAGUGGUGGUGGUGAUGUUAGACUUCAGCUAUUUGCAAUGAUUCUGGAUUUCUUAUAAAUUGGGAAUAUAAAUGAGAAUGUGUAGUACUUUUAUGUUUCUUUUUUUAACCAUCUUCCUGCUCCAUAAGCUUUGCAUUGAAGUCUUUACUCAAUAGAUGAAACGUUGAACUGAAGAGGAAAGUCUUGAAUGUUUUCUUGCAGCAAUAUUGGCAAAUUACAUAUGCACAUGAACACACAAACUAUUGGGGCAGCUUUGUCUCUGAUGACUAGGAACUUUUGUCUUUCCUCUUGAGAAGAUAAGCUGGUUUUCCUCUCCUCUUUGUAAAGAAUUUACAUUCAAUAACUCUUCUUGUUGCAGGGCCCAGAAAACGAGCUGAUAUAAUCAGCUUUGUCUGUGGACCAUCAUUGGAAAAUACUGGAUGGAAACCAGUGUGUGCUGGAUCUGGAUCAGUGAUUCUGCAAUGGUCAAAUGCCAAUCUUCCAAUGUUCCUGUGGAGAGACUUGCAUACAGAACUGCCUAUGUAAAAAUGCAUCUAGUUAAGAAUGAACACCAGAGAAGUGCUGUGGUAGACAUGGGCUUCAUGUCAUGUUGGCUUCCUGUUUAAAAAGCAGUAGGCUAGCAAUUUUAAAGGGACAGCGACAAAGUGAUGACCAGGUGCCAAGUGCCAGCUGUCCUUAUUCACCAGAUUGAACAAGAAUUGGAUAAAGAAGAAGAAGAGAUGAUGGUUUUCCUAUGCCGAGACCUUGCUCCUGACUUGGCCACUGCCAACCUUAGAGAGCUCUUGGUGGCUUUGAGUGACAGGGAGAAAUUGUCUUUUCUUGGCUUGUCUGAGCUGUUGUACAGAGUUAAGAGGUUUGACUUGCUGAGAAGGAUCUUGAAGACUGAGAAAGAAACAGUAGAAGCUAACCUUGCUAGGAGCAUCAGAAUUGUCCCUGAUUACAGGGUACUAAUGGUAGAGAUUAAUGAGAAUCUAGAAAAAGAAGAAGUGAAUUCUCUUAUUUUUCUACUCAGAGAUUGUGCACCUCGUAUGAAAAUGGCAAAAGAUAAGAGUUUUUUAGCUCUUGUGAUUGACCUGGAGAAGCUAAAUUUGGUGGCUCCUAAUCAGCUGGAUUUGAUAGAAAAUUGUUUUCGAAAUAUUCACAGGAUAGACCUGAUUAGGAAGAUUGAGAAGUACAAACACAGAGCUUUAAUGUCCUCUGUUCAUUCUCCGCCGGUAUACCUAAAUGCACUUCAGGCAUCUCUCCCUAAUCUCAGUCUGAUUGAUCCUCCUUGUAAUUCAGAGAUCCAGAAUGUGAAUAAAGAAAAACCACAAAAUGGACAAAGUCUUAGUCUGGGAGAAUCAGUCCACGUGUCCAUUCAGGAAUCGGGACCAGUGUCACAUAAGGUGUCUGAUGAUCAGUACAGAAUGCAAAGUCAACCUUUAGGAAUAUGCCUGAUAAUAGACUGUAUUGGCAAUGACACAGAUAUGUUGGAAGAGACCUUCAGAGACUUAGGCUAUGACGUUCGUUGUUACAGAUAUUUAAAUAUGAACACCAUGAAUCAAACAUUGCUUGAAGUUGCAAGGAUGCAAAAGCACAGAAAUUGUGACAGCUUCAUUUGCAUAUUGGUCAGCCGUGGAAGUCCUCAGAGCAUCUUCUGUACAGACCAUACUUUUUCUGGACUCCCUUUGGAACAAAUAAAGAAAUACUUUACAGCAGACUCAUGUCCUGGACUCCUAGGAAAACCGAAGCUUUUUUUUAUUCAGAGCUACAUUGUGCCAGAAAAUGAUCAAGAAUGUACUAGUCUGUUGGAAGUAGAUGGGGAUGAUGAGAAAAUAAUUGCUAACGCAAAAAUCCCUCAGAAAGUCACUAUACCCCAAGUAGCAGACAUCUUUUGGAGUCAGUGCAAGGUAGAUGUGUCUACACUAGAAAAAUCUCCCGGUUCAUCCUCGUAUUAUCUGUGUUGUCUGGCUGAGCUACUCCGCAAUCCUCAUAAAAGGAAACUCUCUAUAUUAGAUAUCCACACGGAACUGAACAGUAAAGUCUAUGAAUGGAAUAAGACCGCUGACCCAAGCCAACAAUACUCACUUCUGCUCCAGCACACACUGAGGAAGAAACUUUUUCUUUCUCCCACUUAACUGCUGUUGGAAAGGACAUGUCUGAAGUGGCUAACGAGAAACACUUAACUAUGAUCCAGAUAGUUUUGCACAUACUUUAUGCAGUUAUUGUAUGUAUAUCUAAAGUGCCUGUUGCUUCCAAACCCAGGGAUUUAGAAGCAUUUUGGUAUAUUAAGGCGCUAGACUUUAUAUUUUAAUACAGAAGGCUCUGAAAGCUUGGAUUAAGGAUGGCAGAUAGCGUAUAGCACUGCAACAGAUCUUACAACCAAGUACAACAGGUAAACGUGGUGGAAAGAGCUCUAAACUAUAUAGCUGUUGGGUUUUCCAGAGUUUUGUGUUUGUAUUGUUUCCUGGGUUGUUUUUUAGUAUACCUAUUAGCAGUGCACUGAUCUACCACCUUCUGUUGAUGCUUAAGACAAAUACAAGCCAUUGCAAACCACUGAAAUUGACUAGGUGCUUUCCCCAGCACCUAGUAAUGGAAAUUGUGUCAGGAAAGAAUGCAUACCCAGCACUGCCAGUUCUUCCUUAACAGUUCUGGCUUGCGUACCUCCACAGACUAGCAAAACAGGAGAGGGAGAGAGAUGGGUCUUUUAAAUAAUUUGGAUUCUAUCUGCCUGAUGCAUUAGAGGUUGUGAUUCACCCAGAACUUUGCAUCAUCAGUACUGUCCAGAGCACGCAAGGGUUAUACAUUAAUAAAUGAGAAUCUGCCAUGUUUUGGGCUAUGUUCUGCAUUGAUGCAAAAAUGAGUCUACACGUGGCAGGGCUUUACAGUAAUCUACCACCUGGUUAAAAAAAGUGGGAUUUUGGCAGAUGUUUUGUGGAAGCUGAAACAUGAUUCACACUUGCUGCACCAGGCAUAGUUGUAAAAGUACACUUUAUCCUAUUUGAACCUAAAUGUUGUGUAGCAGCCACUGACUCUUAAGACUGGGUUAAAUUAAACACCCCACUCCCAUUGCUUUUGCUCUAGUUUCUUGAGCAAAUACACUGCAAAAAGAUUUUUUCAUAGUGUAGCUGCAUUUGAUUUGUGCAAAGAGCAGAUGUGCUUACAUAUACAACUUCACCAACAAUGCUUUUUAUUAUAGACCAAACCUAACAGGCAGCUAGCCUAUUGAUACUAUACAUUGUAUGCUAUCAGUAUACGUUAGUAUAUUAAUAAUAAUGAGGGCUUGGCCAGUAAAUUUACUCUGGUAUCAGUGAUUUUUUUUAUUCCUCGAUGCCUAUGUUGUACUUCUUACAUGUUGGCUUGACAUCAUUUUUAUUAACUUCUUUUUGAAACCAGGCUUCUUAAGUUUAAUUCAGAAAAAAAACCCAAAUGUGUUUUUAAGUAGCUUCUAUAAUUGGAAGUAGAAAUCACUCUUACUUGGCAAAGAGUAGAUAUCGAAGUCUAAAAAGUACGCAGGAGUCCUUUCUUGUUAUGUCAUGUAGACCCAGUCUCUUCUGGGCUUAAGAGGUUCCUAAACAGCUGAUGGAUGAGGAUUGUUAAGAGUAUACCAAGAGGAGAAACCCACUGAACAAGUUUUACCUUAUAGUUUUCAUCCAUCUAAAAUGUUAAGAUAAAAUACAUAUUUAUUUAUAGUAAUGUACCAUUUUGUAUAAUGUAUAAAGUACAUUUUAUAUUAUUGUGAUUAAAUCUUCACUUGUUAUCUUUUUUUAAAUUUUGUAUUGUUUCAUUUGCAUAUAAACGCUAGAAAGUUACAUACAUGAUUGUGAUGAGAAGAAGUUUUUGCACAAUUUAGGAAAAUAAUUCACCUGUAGUGCAAGCCUGUGCAUUCCAUACUUUUCCUCUUUCCACUUCAUACACUAUAGUGUUCUCUUUAAUAAAAGUAUGUGGAAAAUUUUUAAUAGCUGUGAAGUGGGAAAUGCAACCCAAAAUUUUAUGUUAAACUAUGGGUACAUGUGUUGUGUUACUGUAAUUUUAUGUAGGAACAGGUGUAAGAGGGAGAAUAGAAAAUAAUAUUUUGCAAAAUUCAGACAUUCUCUAAAAGCUUGUUCUCUGCAAGCAUUAAAAAUACUAAAUCCAAUUUCAUGAUGUUCUAGCUGUGGAAAUAAAUGCAUCAUAGCAGGGCAGGGAGAGGGGGCAGGUCUUUCUUUCAGUUUACUGUUUUCUAAAAAAGUGCUAUAUUGCUUCUGGCUUUAAAAGUAGUCUGUGCCGUAAAAUUACGUUCAUAUGUAUUCCACACACUCAAGCAGAGAAUUUAUUGCACUGCAUCAACAGAAGGGUCUGUAUUAUAUGUGAUAGGUAAUAAAAAAUAGCAUUAAUUUCUAACCCUGAAUAUUUAAGAACUGACUAUCUUACAGUAAAAUAAAGUGCAAGUGUAAUUUUGAAACUCCCUUGCUCAUGAUUCAUGGGUAAGAGAAGGAUUAUAAAAUGACAGAUAUGGAAUCUUAGAAGUUACUUCCUGUAGUGGCUGGCAAGUGAAGCAAAUGGUGUGAAACAAAUGUUUUUCUGUGGUUGUAGAAAUCAGAUAUGCUUCCUAGUUACUAUAUAUAUGUAUGUGAUGUUAAUACAUGUGAUUUCUUUCACAAAUUAACUUAGCUUUUUCCCAUUUCCCUUACUAGCUUUUGCAUGUGAUGAGCACUUCUGCUGCCUUAUAGACAACCAAAAGCAGGGAUAAUGGAACCAAGAGGAGGCAGAGAGAUGAGGGAAAGAAAUACGGAAAUGUCAAGCAGGAACAAGAAGGGGAAUGAUAGGGAGAACCAAGAGAAGAACAAGUAGGGAAAAGAAGAUUUGGAGGAGAAAUACAGCAUCAAUAUUGGAAGGAGAAAGAAGAAAACGGGAGAAAAGGGAGAAGCGAAGUAAGAAUAAUAGUGGCUGUUCUUACAGGAUCUAAUGAUGUGGUGGGGUUUUGUGGGUUGGUUGUUUUGGGGUUUUUUGAGUGAUGCUAAAUAGAACUAUUUACUUAAAGUAUUAGCAAUAGGAUAUAUUCUGUUUCUGAUAGUUUUGUGACAGUGUAGGUUUGGGGGUUAUGAAGUGUACACAUUCUUCACCUUAGUGCAUGACACAGUAAGUAAAGUCCAUAUCCCCUUCCUUAAGAAAUCACAAAGAAACACUUUUGAAAACUGUAGAGGCUCCUGUAAAUAACACUUGCAAUGAAAAAGGAAGGGAGUCUCUGUGUCUGGCUGCUUUGGUUGGAAGUGAUCACAGCCCUCUAAUGACCAAAGAGUUGUGGGGACAUAUAAUGUAUUGUGCAGCAUUUGUGGUUGUCAGAUACUGAUUUUUCUACACUGACAUCUUGACCCUCAGUAGCUUCUUAAACCACAGCAGUAUUCAUUCUGUAAUCAUUAAGUGGUAAGCAGUAUUUAUUGCUUUGGCACCUCUUUCAAGAGUGGCAUGUGGGUAGACUGAUUCCCUCUACUCGCUGCAUAGUGAAAAGUAGCACUGAAGUCAUUAUUUAACACACAGGAAUUUUGCGAUGCCAGAAGUUGUCUGCCACUUCUCUCAUAGCGUUUUGUGUCCCUCCGUACACGUGAUAGGGACUGUCUGUUCCUGCUGUACUGUGCACCUAAAAUUUGAGUCUGGAAAGUGACUGGAUGCAGGGCCUGAAUUGCAUCAGGUUGUACAUGUAUUGCAGAUAGAGUGGUUAAAUGGUAUCAAACUUGCAUUCAGUAGCCAAAAGAAAAGGGGGAAAAGAAUAAAUUCUGGAUCUAUUGUGAGUUUAGGGUGUUAGCACAGGAACAUAAAAAGUGACAUGCUGGUGAAACUUUAUGGUCGCACACCACCAAAAUGUCUAGUUUUCAGAACCUGCUGUUGAACAAGAUAAACCAAGCCACUCCUCUGUUCCUGCAUUGUCAGUCUGGAACAGGGCUGUCAGACUCACAGCUCCACAGCACUGAAUUUCAGUUUUGCUUUCUGGUAACUGAACUAAACAUCUGUUGUACUUCUGUAUGUACUGUAUAUAUGGAAGAAGGAAAAGAGAAUUGGCAGAAUAUAGAUGAUGCCUUUCAGUGGCUCAGAAGGUGUACCCAUGAGGCAGGAGAUUCUGUGGUGGUUUGCACCAGGCUUACAUUGCAUUUUCCUCAGCCACCUACAUUGACGUGCCUGAGCCAUAAACCCAGUUUACUUUGCACUAUUACAUACUGGUGUCUUAGAAUGGUUGCCAACUCGUUAUCCAGAAAAGAAGUUAUGUUCAAGAGGAAGUCAUGGUACUAACAGUUGUAGAUGGAGCAUGCUGUAUGACCGAUCUCCCCUUUCAGCUGUUAUAGAUACCUGAGCCAGAGAAGCUUUUUAUGACAGUUUCUGAGAAUUCUUUUCUGAUACCUGGAGUUUUACACUUCUGACAUGCAGGAUGAUGUUGCUGAGAAGAAACUGCCAUCUCUGUGGAUGAUCUGCUGUGUAUCUGACUCCGUUCCGUUUAAACUGUAUCUCCUGUACUGAAUUAUUUGACAGCUUUUCUGUGGCUGUUUUGGAGACUUUUUUUCACCUUCUGUAUUAGAAUCAGUAAGACACUGCAAGUCUUGUAGGAAUUUUGGUUUUGUGAAUUGUGCCUUUCUGUAACAUGCCGUAUUUUCAAAUCUGUGUUACUCUGAUCAUGUAUUUUCACGUUUUGUAGAAACCAUGAUAAGAAACGUGACUUGAAUUGGUGCCAUUACUAAAAUAGCAUCAUGAUUUCACAAAAUUGGUGCUGUUACUACGAAUACUCGAUUACUAUUACUACUAAAUUAUAAAUGCUGGAUUUC
Molecule: messenger RNA, 7810 nt
Organism: Egretta garzetta (little egret)
Lineage: Eukaryota; Metazoa; Chordata; Aves; Pelecaniformes; Ardeidae
Gene: CFLAR
Product: CASP8 and FADD like apoptosis regulator
Exons: 11
Coding region: 1685-3154 (489 amino acids)
Biological process (GO): proteolysis; negative regulation of extrinsic apoptotic signaling pathway via death domain receptors
Molecular function (GO): protein binding; cysteine-type endopeptidase activity
Source: RefSeq, a predicted model, not a curated record